UACCUAAUAGUAAACCGAUGCUUUAAAAAUCUCAUUUAAAUGUGUAUGUGAAUGUGUGCUAAUUUGUCUAUGUAAUCUUUUAUAGAAGUGCAAAUAAAAAAGAGUGUUAUGAUCUACAUAAUAAGACUCAAUAUUUAAUCAUAUAAUUUUAUACUCAUGAAUUGAUAAAUCGGUGAGAAAAAGUUUUUUUAUAAAGAUGCAAUAUUUUUCUGAAAAAUGUGAAAUUUUAGAUUAACAAAAAUACAUAAUAAUGCAUUCCGCUAGAAUUCGUCCCUUCGGCUCGGCAAAGACCGUUGCACGUGCGUUUAUUUUCAUAUAUAAAUAGCCGAGACACAAACCGCUCCCAGCUGCACCAUGACGUCACAGAAAGAAAGUGAUGACGUCAUAGACGGAAAAUCCGAUGAUAAACACGACAAACCUGACCCGCCAAAAGACCUAUCAGAACUACCACCAAUAGGUCUACAUAAGAGAAGAAGAGGUGAACCACCUGCUUCCUUAUCAGUAAAAUCACCUCAAACUCCUUCCGACGCUGAAGGAUCUUCACCAUGUACAGCCGGCACUUAUGACUAUCGCAUGUGGGCUGAAGAAGACCCAAAAGCAUUAUGUGAGAACAUGAUCCAAAGACUUAAAGACCGUAAUGAUUUAGCUUCGGAACGUGGAAAGGAAUUAGCAGCGAGAACUAAGGAUACACUUGAAGCGUUAGAUCUACUUGAAACUCUUCUUAAAAGACUCGAUCAAUUCACAACUCUGAAAGAAUAUAAUGCUCGUCUACUCAGAAGACUCAGAGAUGUGAACCAGUUAAAGCGAUUACAUCUUCAACGUAAAAAAAUUAACGAAGAAAAUCAAAGAAUUAUGGACGAACGAAGAGAUUUGGAAUUAUUGAAUGAGUCUUUGGACGCUGAGUUUGAAAGUGAAUAUGGUCAGGUGAUUUUUGAGUCUAUGUUAAGUGGUGGAAGAAGUAUGAAAAGGACUGGAUCUAAAUGGAAGAGUCAUGGGAGGUUUGGUGGGUCGUUGCUAAGGAAACAAAGAUCCAGAUCUGCUGGUGGGGAGGACAGUGAUGUCUCGCCCGGAACACCUUUGCGAAGGAGAUCUGAAGGAUUGUUUGCAAAGGAAGUUGAAAAGUCGAAAGUUUCCAAAUGGACUAGAGUUAAAGCUGCGUUCAGAUGGGAGAAAGCGCAAUGGCCUACCUCAGCCAUGGCAGGAGCCGCUGGUGCUGUAAUGGCUGGAGCGACUAUGGUUGGUGCAGUAGCUCUGGCUGGAUCUUCAUCUUCACCAGGACCUACAGCAUCAGGAACUCCGCCUUUUACUGGAGGUGCUGGACCCUCAUCAUCAAUGACAUUGCCCUCAUCAUCAGGCACGUUACCCAACCCAGAGCCGCGGGACUCAGCCAGCCUUACACCUGGAAGCGGUGCCUCAUUGACUCCAAACUCUUCAUGUGAAGAGUUGAGGAUGGACCAUAUGUGCAGAAAAGACGCUUCACUACUGCGGUACGAUGAAAAUGAUAACUCUUUCCUACACGCUCCACCACAGGACGACAGUUCCACCUCGCCGUCCCCAAACAAACUGCACAAAAGCCGUUGGGGGAAGAUGAGGGACAUCCUCCAGCCGCACAGAGAAUCCGUAAAGAAGAGAAGCUCAAAGAGUUCUCCUGACGUAGUGCCGGUUAGAAGGCGGUCCCUGAGUGAUGGUGGUGACAGCGAUGCUCCACCUGCUUUAACCCUGACUAUACCUUCUUCGGAGGAACUUGAAUCCGACCCUCAUCCCAUGCUUCGGAAGCAGAGAUCCCUGGAACUUGGGGCCCGGCCCCCUCAGCACCGACCCCCUAGGGCCUCCAAGUGGACUAAAGUGAAGAGAGCCUUCCUGACAUCAGCGUCCGCAUCAGUGCCCUCCAGUCCAAGCAGGCAUUCAGCUUUCUUCACAGACGCUGAAACUGAGGGCCUCAGUAGCGGCUGCGAAGCCUCUGGUAUGCGAGAAGAGAUCGCUCGGGACUACGCUGCUCUCCAGUCACGACUACGAAGAGAAUUCUCUGAUAGGCGCGGGAAAUACAAUUCUUCCCGUCCAGUGGCUACAGAAGAGCAGCUUUCAGCGGACUUUCGGAAAAAGCUCGCGGAAUGGCAGCUUCGAAAAGGCGUUCAUCAGAAACAACCUCCACCUGUUCCAGCGAGACAGGAUCUAAGCGAGGAUUUCCUGAAAAAAUGGGACAAAUGGAACAGUAUGAAAGAAACAAAUUCUGUGCCGGCGUGGGAAGAAGAAGCUAAACCUGAUGAAGUUCUAGUGCAGACGUCUACAGGCCUCUUUAAAUUCCAAGGAAUCUCCCGCUCAUUCACUCGAAAACUCCACGAAUGGGAGAAGUCUCGAGGCAUAGCACCAGAAGCGUCUACCUCCGCUUUACUCCGAGCUGCGCGUGCGCGGAACAAAGCACCACCUGCACCACUCACGCGCACACAAUCCGACGGUAGUGUGGCGCCAUCUGCUGCAGGGUCUGGUCGUCUACAUGCUUCCAGUUUGAGUGUCAAUGACGUGGAUGACUUCGAUUCGGAGUACGAGGGGGAGCAUUCUUUGGACGGUGCUGACGAAUGCGAUGGUGAACACAUCCGCGGGGCAGUACUAGUUGAAGUAGAAGCUGAAGAAGUCUGCACCGCUGCUCCUCUUGUAGCCGUGUCCCCACGUCAUACGCCACAGAAACCAAUAUACACAUAUGGACAAGCUGAAGCGAGAUUACUAUGUGAAACCAGUUCAGCUGUCACUGGGACAGCUGUGCUGCAACCUAAUGCUGCUGGUGUUUCAGAUAGUCGAGGCGCCAAAUCAAAAGGAAUCUCUGGAUCUAAAUCUAAAUCUACCCAUGAUCAGACAAAAGAAUCAGACAAAAGUGUCAGGAGAAAAAUUAAUAGACAACCAAGUAUAGAAGAAGAUGCAAUGUUUAUAAGAAAAACUAUUGAAGAAAUAGAAAGAGGUUCAUCUUCACGUUUCAUUAGCGAGGAACCUGUAACGGAUUCUGAGAAAUGUGAACGGCGACCAAGCUUAAACGAUAUUGAUAAGCCGUCAACUAGCAAAGGAAAUAUGGGAAGUAAAGGUAGUUUGAAAGGGUCAAAACAUAGCAUACUUAAAGACAAGGAUAGUCUUGAAGACCUAAAAGAAGAUAAGCGUAAAGAAACAGGUAAUGGCAAGAAGAAAAAUAAAUCAAGAGCGAGACUAGAAAGAGAACAAUCAAAGCCGUCUGAAAGUGAUACUGAGCAUGACGUAGAUACUGUUACUGUCGAAAUUCCUAGAAGAAGAAAAAGACCAAGACGUGCUUCAGAAAGACCACGGACACCACCGACUGCUCGUUUUCAUACUGAUUCUGAAGAAGAGGUCUUUGUUUUGAAGCUGAAAGCGCCAGAACGACGAGACAGAUCACCAGAAGUAAUAGUAAAGACUACAAGAAAAAUAUUUUCCCCAGUUGUUAGAAGCGGAGAAUCGGUACCUCGAGCUGUCAUACCUUUAGAUGUUGAAGAGUUAGCUGAUGUUAGACCGGCAAUGGAUCAUAAUCACCGUAAUAGUGAAUCUAAAAAUAAGAACAAUAAUGAAAAGAAACAUACUAAGAAAGAGAAAGAAACACGAUCUAAGAGUUCUGGUGAUCUUCGAGAUGAAGAACAGCGACCGAGGAGUCGACCGCCUUUACCUGCAUCACCGUCUUCGCAAAGAAAACCACAGUGUAAAGAAACUGCUCCGUCCAUACGUAUCAUGAUUCAAAGGUACAACAAGAAGAUAAACGAAGAAGGCAACACAUCUGGAGCCAGCAGCGGAGCAUCAUCCCCCGCUUGGCGCUCGCCCGCGGCCGAGAGGAGACGACCUCCCGACAUGCCAGUUGGGGUUAACAUUAGAAAUAACCCAUUCCUUGAGGGAGAGGUCCAGAAGUCGGCGAGCGCAUGCCAGCUUUCCAGGCGGGACCAGACAUCAGCCGAGAAACAUCUCACACCAACACCCUCACAGGUUCAGGAGGGAGUCCUGAAAUCCCACAGCGCUAAUGCUUUGCAUCCUGAACAAAAUAAAACCAAAUCACCUAAACUUCAACACAGAAAAGUCGAAGGCAGCCAAGAAACAAUCAGAUGUACGGCUAGCACCGACACCAUAGUCCCUGAUUUGACGAAAAAUCUACCAGAAACCCACCAACCUCAGACCGUUAUAAGACAAAUGUCAGAAAUGGUGCCUGCCUCGGGAUUUAUGUCUGAAAUUCCUGGUCUUCUUGAAAGGUCUUUAUCAGCGGUGGAUGCACCUUCUACUUUGGACGCCGAAACAGUGGCUAGACUAUCAGAGAGAGCUGCAAAGAUUCGGGCGGCAAGAGAAAGGUUUUUGGCAUCACCGGUGCCGAUUAGAAGAGAAGGCACAAGUUCUGCCAGUGAUUUGAGACCUGGCGAUAGAUCCAGUCGCAUCAGCUGUGGUAGCGACAUAACGGAGUCGCAGAGCGGUCAGGAACCAACCCUGGGUCGCAGCGCUUCCACUGGUAUGGUGAAUGUGGACAGAGAUGCUUGGCAGAGGGUCACUGAUGGUGGUCGCCGCGAAGGUCGUUCCAGGUCCCGCUUCAGCCUAGCCAGACUCGCCGCGAAGCUGCCGGGGAAACUACGGAAGAAAGACGAGGGAGCAGUGUCCAGGUUAUGCCGGCAGAGCCUGCUGGUGCAAUUGAGGAACAAACAGUAG
This is a messenger RNA of Amyelois transitella, 4677 nucleotides long. RefSeq lists its product as uncharacterized. Lineage: Eukaryota; Metazoa; Arthropoda; Insecta; Lepidoptera; Pyralidae. Bases 355 to 4677 code for a protein of 1440 amino acids. The record is from RefSeq and is a predicted model, not a curated record. The transcript is spliced from 19 exons.